Molecule: messenger RNA, 2847 nt
Organism: Scheffersomyces stipitis CBS 6054
Lineage: Eukaryota; Fungi; Ascomycota; Pichiomycetes; Serinales; Debaryomycetaceae
Exons: 1
Coding region: 1-2847 (948 amino acids)
Biological process (GO): proteolysis; peptide catabolic process
Cellular component (GO): cytoplasm
Molecular function (GO): zinc ion binding; peptide binding; metalloaminopeptidase activity
Source: RefSeq, a predicted model, not a curated record
AUGGUUGAACAAUUACAUACGUUACAAUCAAUAGCUAUAGAGGACGAGUCCGCUCCAUCUUUGGCGGUUUCCAACCGUUUUGUUCCGGCAUUAUACGAACUCAAAUUGGACAUUAACCAUACAAAACCAAACUUCCAAGGUCAAUUAGACAUUCUUUUGAAAGAGAACGACGUUUAUAAUGUUGAAAGACUGCAAACAUCCACUAAAUUCUCAUUAUCUUUACAUGCAUCCAAAUUAGUCAUUACCAAGGCAGUUUUGAAUACCACUUCUGAAGUCAAACUUACUGUUAAAUACGACAGAAUCAACAGUCAGGUGACUCUUUCUUCGUCAGAAGAUGUCGAAAUUGUAGAUGUCGCUAAUCUGAAAGUCUCCAUUACGUACAUGGGGCAGAUCAAUAGCAUCAAAACGUACCAAGAUAAAACCCAUGGUUUGUUCAAGACUAAUUAUUUGGACAGUGUCUCAGGAAAGUCUAACAAUUAUAUUCUUUCUACUCACUUCCAGCCUCAUUCUGCCAAGUUGGUCUUUCCCUUGAUCGAAGAAUUGCACGUCAAGACUCCGAUCAAGUUGACCAUCACUACUCUAUCCAAAUUUAAAGUAAUUUCAGUUGGUAAACUUCUACUGAAUCAGCCAUUGGAGAUGAGUGAAAACUCUACUUUCAGCUUUGAAACUUCUCCUCCAAUUGCGCCUUCUGUAUUUGGAUUUGUAAUCGGUGAUUUUGAAUACUUGGAAGACAAAUAUGGCGAUCUUCCUCUUCGUGUAUACACAAGUAUUGGUGAAAGCAGAUAUGCUAUUCGUGCUCUUAAACUGAUGAAGAAAUUGCUUCCUAUUCUUGAAAGUUUGCUUGAUGUCAAGUAUCCUUUGGAAAAGCUUGAUUUCGUUUCUAUUCCAUUCUUAAACGAUGGAGCCAUGGAAAAUUGGGGCUUGGUAACUGUUCUUUCUAACCAAUUGCUUGUGGAUGAAAGCACAGCCAGCCCAUCCACUUUAAGACAAAUUGACCAAAUAGUUGCACAUGAACUUGUCCACCAAUGGAUAGGAAACUUGGUUACAUUUGAUGACUGGAAAUACUUGUGGUUGAACGAAUCCUUCGCUACAUGGCUCGGUAACUAUAUUCUUGACGUUGCUGAUAACUCUCACCCAAAAGACAAAGAAUUUGAAAAAUUCCUUGACCAAGACUGCUUCUAUGCUGAAGACAAGUUCUCAAUCCCAAGCAUCAAUACCUAUAUGUCCAAAAUAGAUACCGGAUUAAACUCUUUGACAUCGACAAUUUUUGAUACACAUGCUUACGAGAAGGGUAUAAUUUUAUUAAGAAUGAUUGGAAAUAUCAUACAUGUAGAUGGGGAUCCAACAUCAGCUAGUGAGGGUGAUGACUACACGAGAAUGUUGCGUGGAAUCGGCGCACUUAUCAAAAAGUAUCAGUACAAGUCAAUCAAGGCAUUUGAAAUUUGGAAUACAUUGAACGAGUUGACAUCCAUUGACUUGCAGAGUUUCGUCCAUUCUUGGUUAAGAUACCCUGGAUUUCCAUUGGUUCAAGUUACUACCAAUGACGACAACUCCAAGUUGUUAUUUGAACAACAUCAAUGUUUGUACAAUUUGAGGGCAGACCAAGUUAAUUUAGAAGACCAUCCUUUUCAUGUCCCAUUGUUUAUCAAGGUGAUAGAUGACAAGGGCUCAUCGAAAGUAUUGAAUAUCAUAAUGACAGACCGUACUUUGGAAUUGGAUAUUUCCUUGGCUCAAUUAGUCAAUAUUAACCACAACCAUAGUGGUUACUACCGUGUCAAGUAUUCCCCAAAACUAAUUGCCAAUAUCAUUGAGAACAUUGAUAAGGUGUCCCUGACUGAUUUGAUUACCAUCAUCAAUGACUAUGGAAAGCUUUUAGGAAGUGUUGGCACUACAAAAGAAGAUCUCAUUUCUUUAGUACAGAUCAUUGAAGCUGUUUGCAAGAGAUCACACAUUGACUACGAUUUAUUACAAGUUGCGAUGACCUAUUUAGAAACAAUCAACUCAAACUUGAUGCAUUUCAGUAAAUAUACUGAGUUCCAGGUAUGGGUUGACAACUUAGUUAGCACUUUGUUCCAAAGAAUUGGUGGAUGGGACAAAUUGCAGUCUUUCAAAGAUAGUCAUUGCUACGAUCCUGUAGAAAUGGAAGUUAGAAACGCCAUUCUUCAAAUUGGAGUAUACCGUUCAGACUUCCAAGAAGUUGGCAAAAAGUUAUUCAAGAAUUUCGUUAAUUCGGGAAUAAACAAAUCGUUUACUCCCAAACAAUUGGCAACAUCCAUGUUCAAUACAAUGAUCUACAAUGCCCCACAGAAGGACUACAAGCGAGUCUUAGAGUUUGUCAAGAAUUCCAACAAUUCUCUUUUGGAGCAUACCGACCUUACGAACCUGGAUUUGCAAACCACAGCAGUAUCGUCGUUGUCGUUUGUACACAAGGACGAUUUGCUUCAUAAGACCUUGAACUUUGUCAUGACCAACAUCGAUGCUAAAAUGAUAGAGUUAGGCUUGAUUGGAUUCCAGUACAAGAGCUCCAAACAAGACAAGCUUAAAUUGUUCCAAUGGUAUAAGCUCCAUUACGACCAGUGGGUAUUACGUUCGUUAAGAAAGGGUUCCGAUUGGUCAAAGCAAAUCGGUAUUACGGUUUCAAACAUUUCGAAGAUGGUCUUAGGAACCAUAAUGCAAUUCGAUCCCGAACUUGUCGAAUUGAGAGAAAAAUUUGUUAAGGACAAACUUGCGACGUUACCUCCUCACGGUUUACAAGAAUUGCUUGAAGCGGUACAGGAUGAAAACGAAGAGAAGGUGUUGAUCGGCGGUUAUUAUGACGACUUGGUCCUGCAAGUGCUUAGAGCUUGA